This is a messenger RNA of Anguilla anguilla (European eel), 3212 nucleotides long. RefSeq names its product transient receptor potential cation channel subfamily C member 2b (gene trpc2b). The transcript has 13 exons. Bases 258 to 3212 code for a protein of 984 amino acids. Gene Ontology annotation, cellular component: cation channel complex; membrane. Gene Ontology annotation, biological process: regulation of cytosolic calcium ion concentration; manganese ion transport; calcium ion transmembrane transport. The record is from RefSeq and is a predicted model, not a curated record. Lineage: Eukaryota; Metazoa; Chordata; Actinopteri; Anguilliformes; Anguillidae. Gene Ontology annotation, molecular function: inositol 1,4,5 trisphosphate binding; store-operated calcium channel activity.
ACAAGCUAAGAACAAACACUUCUACCCCUGUCUUCUCCCGCUGACCUACCCCUCACUGCGGAUCCAGACUCAGGUCCGGUUCUGUCUGGUCCUUUAAACGCCCCCCGCCCCGCUCCCCACCCUCACCUCGCUAACCCCCGAAAUGGAUCCGGAGCGGUCCUGGACCCUUUGAGUUUCUGAUGGAAAUGUGAGGUUCACUGAUAUUUCGCGGCGAGAACUGUUGAACCCGGGGAGCGAAACCGUGUUUGCCGAUCGUCAUGGAGAACCUUACGCCGGACCAAUGGCGGGAGAUCGUCAACAAGAAGAUGCGCUUCCCGCCGGAGCUGAUCGCGGCGAUCCAGGAGGGCAGCGCGGCGCAGGUGAGCGGCCUCCUGAAGACGGGCGACGGCAUCAUCCGCCAGCUGGACGACUCCGAGGACCGGCAGUGGCGGGAGGCCCUGAACCUGGCCAUCCGCCUGGGCAGCGAGGACACCAUGGACGCCCUGCUGCGGGGCGUCAAGUUCGACUUCCGGCAGAUCCACGAGGCGCUGCUGGUCGCCGUGGACACCAACCAGCCGCGCGUGGUGAAGCGGCUGCUGGACCGGCUGGACCAGGAGAAGGGCGUGGGCAACAACAAGGUGGACGUGCGCUCCUUCUCGCUAGCCAUCUUCGACCACUCCAUCGACGACUCGCAGUUCGCGCCCGGCGUGACCCCGCUGACCCUGGCCUGCCAGAAGGACCUGUACGAGAUCGUCACCAUGCUGUCCCAGAAGGGCCACGUGAUCCCGCGCCCCCACCGCAUCUCCUGCACCUGCCUGGAGUGCCGCAACGGGCGCCAGUACGACCUGCUCAAGUUCUCGCUGUCCCGCAUCAACACCUACCGCGGCAUCGCCAGCCGCGCCUACCUGUCCAUCACCUCCGAGGACGCCAUGCUGUCCGCCUUCCGACUCAGCCGCGAGCUGCGCAAGCUCUCCAAGAAGGAGCCCGAGUUCAAGCCGCAGUACCUGGCCCUGGAGGAGCUGUGCCAGGAGUUCGCAGUGGAGCUGCUGGGAAUGUGCCGGAACCAGAGCGAGGUCACCACCAUCCUCAACAACUGCGGCGAGGACAGCGAGGACGAGCUGGACGAGCAGGCCUUCGAGGAGGGCAUCCCAAACCUGUCCCGGCUCCGCCUGGCCGUCAACCACAACCAGAAACAGUUUGUGGCCCACCCCAUUUGCCAGCAGGUCCUGUCCUCCAUCUGGUGCGGGAGCCUGACGGGAUGGAGGGGCAGCAGAACGGCCUGGAAGCUGCUGGUGUCCUUCGUCAUCUUCCUCACCAUGCCCAUCCUCUGCCUCGUCUACUGGAUCGCGCCCAAGUCCAAGCUGGGCAAGACCCUGAAGAUCCCUGUGAUAAAGUUCCUCCUCCACUCGGCCUCCUACCUGUGGUUCCUCAUCACCCUGCUGGGCGAGUCCAUCACCAUGGAGAUGUACCGGACCGAGUUUGCCUCGCGCCAGCAGAACAUCCUGCACAGCUCCUUCCACAUGGUGUGGGUGGUGGGGUUUUUCUGGUUCGAGUGUAAGGAGGUGUGGAUCGAGGGCCUGCGCAGUUACUUCCUGGACUGGUGGAACUGCUUGGACGUGAUGGUGCUGAGCAUGUACCUGGCCUCCUUCGCCCUGCGCGUCCUCAUCGUCGUCAAGGGCCACAUCCUGUGCCAGGGGCCCGACUCUGCCGAGGAGUGCAGCUACUUCACCCAGACCGUUCGUGAGGACUGGCGGCAGGAGGACCCGCAGAUGGUCGCGGAGGUACUGUUCGCAGUGACCAGCAUGCUCAGCUUCACGCGGCUGGCUUACAUCCUGCCAGCACAGGAGUCCCUGGGGACCCUGCAGAUCUCCAUCGGGAAAAUGAUCGAUGACAUGAUGAGGUUCAUGUUCAUCCUGAUGAUCAUCGGAACUGCCUUCCUGUGCGGGAUCAACAACAUCUAUGUGCCUUACGUCAUUUCCCCUCACCUGGGACAGUUCAACGAGACGUUCCAGUUCCUGUUCUGGACCAUGUUCGGGGUGGCCAACCAGGAAUACGUGGACAUGCCCGAAUUUGCGGUGGCGGAGUUCGUCGGGCGGGUGCUGUACGGGAUCUUCACCCUGGUCAUCGUCAUCGUGCUCCUCAACAUGCUCAUCGCCAUGAUCACCAACUCCUUCCAGAAGAUCGAGGAUGACGCAGACGUGGAGUGGAAGUUCGCCCGCUCUAAACUCUACCUGAGCUACUUCAGAGAGGGGCUCACCAUGCCUGUGCCCUUCAACAUCAUCCCCUCCCCCAAAGCCUUCUUCUACCUCAUCAGGGGCAUUCUGCGUAGAAUCUGCUGCUGCUGCAGCUGUGACAACAGCAAGGACUACCCCCCCAUCCCGUCCAUGUCGAGCGGGGGCCCAGGGGACGGCCGGGGGCCGGGUGAGGAGCGCGUGCCGUACAGGCAGCAGGUCAUUCGGGCGCUGGUGCAGCGCUACAUCGAGUCCGCGCGCCGCGAGAUGGAGGAGACCAAGCGCAAAGACGUGGGCAAUCGGAUCACGGCGCUGAGUAAAGUGGUCGGCCGGCUGCACUCGGAGAUGAAGGACAUCCACCUGAACCUGGGCAACCGGCCGCUCCAGGGGAGCCCGGAAACCCAGGGAUCCUCCAUACUGGGGAAGUACAUCCUGGGAGCAAAGAACAACUUCCGCGGUUUCGACAGCGGACCGGCGCUGGAGAGCAGCCACGUACCGCUGCAGGUCACCGUCAACGACAGCGCCGGCGAGGGGGAGACCAGGGAGCGGGCAGAGGAGGAGAAGGAGAGGGCGGAGGAGAGGAAGAGGACGGAGGAAGAAGCGAGGGCGGAGGAGGAGAGGAGGAUGGAGGAAGGGAGAGCGGGGUUGGAGAAGGUGGAGGAGGAAGGAGAGGUGAAGGAGGGGAAAGAGAACGGGGUGAGCGCAGCAGAGAGGAGCGAAGAGAGAGAGGUGGAGACUGAAAAGAUGGAGCAAGAGAAAGUGGAGAAUACUGAUGGUGCAGAGGUGGAGGAAAAGAUUGAUGGUGUAAAGGUAGAGGAGGAAACGACUAAUAAUGAGAAAGUGGAGGAGACAAAGGCAGAUGGAGUGAAGGUGGAGGAGAAGGUUCCGGAAGAUGACACCCCAUCUUCAACCAACAGCAGCGGCUCCCAGGACACUGGCUUCGGCUCCCAGGAGUCCAUCGUGGGAGCCGUCAAGAACCGCAAACCCAAAAAAUUCUUCUGA